Molecule: messenger RNA, 3729 nt
Organism: Monomorium pharaonis (pharaoh ant)
Lineage: Eukaryota; Metazoa; Arthropoda; Insecta; Hymenoptera; Formicidae
Product: odorant receptor 47b
Exons: 6
Coding region: 1378-2463 (361 amino acids)
Biological process (GO): detection of chemical stimulus involved in sensory perception of smell; sensory perception of smell
Cellular component (GO): plasma membrane
Molecular function (GO): odorant binding; olfactory receptor activity
Source: RefSeq, a predicted model, not a curated record
UAAACAUUAAUAAUGCCACAUAUGUAUUAUAUUUUCAAAUGUUAUUAACUGCUAUAUGCAUUUUCCAAAUAAAACAAAAAUUAAAAAUACAUUAAAUUCUUGGAAAUUUCGUAAUUAGUAAAUAAAAUUUUUUGUAUUAUUCAUUAAAUGUGUUUACAUCAUCGACGAUCUUAAUAAAUAUAAUGUUUUUUUAAUAUUAUACUUCUUACAUAUAGUCUUCUUGUACUGUUGCCUAAUUUUUUAAAACUGGAUUAAUCACCUUGAUAUCUUUAAAUCUGUUCCAUUAAUCACUCACAUAUCUAAACAACUUUUAUUACACAUUUGAUUAUAUGAUAUCGCAGCUGGAAAGAACACAAACACUUUUAAAAUUUAAGAUUUACAAAUACAGAGUUUAUGUUAUCAUAUCUUUUUUAUAUUUAUGAUAAUAUUCUUUUCGUAAAUACUGUUCUAGUUAUCUAUUUGUAAUUCAUUUGUAGUUAAUUAUUAUUAGUACUUUUGCCAAGAUGCGAACAUUCUUGCUUUACAAAACACAAAAUAUACAUCAAAAUUUUACAAAACUUGUUAUUGUAUUUAAUUGUUUAUUCAAGGCUUCGGCUUUUUAUGUUAUGCAUAAAAUUAUAUACAAAAAAAAUUAAAAUGGCCAAUUUAAAAAAUAUCUAGUAGUUAACUUAAAAUUUAACUUAAAAAGAUUAAGAUUGAUAGCUAGGAAUAGAAUAAAUUAUCUAUUUAAAAAGAAAUUUGUAUUGAAUAAGUUUAUAAAAUAGACUGCGAGCAAAAAGAGAAUUUUCUUCUUCACUUUUCACUUACUUCUAUGAUAUGUCUCAGUUUGUCUGAGAAGAUUCAUCAAUAUUUCAACGGUUCUCAGAAGCAAUUGUUACGUACCGCCACGCAACUUCACGUUCUUUCAUAAACUAUCUGAUAAAUUAUCAAUGUUUUCUGCUACUUAAUGUUACUCUACGCAGAAAAAGCUGUAUGUAUAACGCACUGUUAUUUUAUAUUUCUUCAAUCGACAUUUUAACAGCAAAAAAUUGCACAAUUUAAUAUGCUACAAUGUACGCAUACUUUUUUCUACACUAUAAUAAAGAUAAUUGCAACAUGUAUCAACUUCGAUUUUUCCGCGUUUUUACCUAGCGCAUAUUUAAUAAAAAUAAUAUUGAGACGGUGUUUAUCUUGUGUGAAAGAAAAAUUUUCAAGAUGAUAUGUAGCUUCUCAGAGACUUCACAGUGUUAUAAUUUCGUGCUUUUCACUGUAAGUGAAAGUUUAAAUUGCCGAUAGCUUGACAACACAGAAAUGAUUCUCAAGUAAAACAAGCAGACAAAGAAACAAUAGUAUUUGUGAUAUACAUAUUUGUAUGUAUAUUUGUGCGUAAUUAUAAUCAUGCAAAAAAAUAUAACGCUAAAAAAGGCGAUUGCCGUCGUAAAGUUGAGUUUGUUUGUUAUAUGGUUUUGGCCGCUACCACUCAACACUAGUAAAUGCAAAAUGUUAUGUAUGAAGAUGUACCAGUAUAUCUGUAUAUUACUAACUAUCGCCGUAUUAUUGUCAAUGAUAUAUGCACUUGUGAAGAAUCUCGAUGAUCUCGAUCUUUUAAUAAAAUCAUCUUUGGGUUUGUUUCCUUGUAGCCAUGUUAUUGGCAACAUUCUGUGCCACCUAACUGUUUAUAAACGAUUACAAUGCGUCACUCUUGGAAUGGAGAAAUUUUGUGCACUGAUCAAGCCUCACGAGGAAGCGAUUGUUCAACGGGAAUAUGUUGAUAGGUAUUCCAAAUUCUAUGGUUUCUGUCUAAGUUUAUUCUACAUGAGUCUCUUCGGCCUCUUCAUGGGGCCUAUCAUGUUAGACGAACCGCUUCCAGCACCUGCUGAAUUUCCAUUUGACGCGUCUCAACAACCAUUAAGGGCUAUUACGUAUAUGCACCAGAUCGUGGUUGGACUGUUCAUAGCGGCGCAUUUGUGUGUAAACGCUUUCAUGGCGCUUUUGCUCUGGUUAACAUCGGCAAGGUUUAAAUUACUGACUGAAGAACUGCGGACAGUCACAAAUAUCUAUGAUUUCGCUAAAUGCAUUGAAAAACAUCAACAAUUACUUGUGUAUGCAGGAGAAGUAGCCCUCACAGUUCGUCCUUUCGCACUGGUAACUGUAUUUUUCAGUACUGUAUCGUUAAUAGUAUUUGGUCUUAUUUUUAUUGCUAAAGUAUCGUUUUCCUUAAAGAUGCAAUGUGUGCUCUUAGCAACCAGUGCAUUAUUAGAAGUAUUUAUGUAUUCAUGGCCAGCGGAACAUUUAAUUCAUAUUAGUACUAAUAUAGCGCAAGCAGUUUUUGAAAUGGAUUGGUAUGAUGAAUCAGAAUACCUUCGGAAGAACAUACAAAUAGUUAUAUUGAGAAGCCAAAAGCCAAUACUUGUCGUAUUACCAUGUGGUUUACCCGCAUUAUCUUUACGUUAUUAUGCAUCACGCGCGCGCCCGCGGAAAUAAAGAAAAACACACUCUUUGACUUCAAAAACCAAACGGCUUUAUAUGAGGAUAAAAUACAGAACACGUCCGUAAAAACUCGCAGACUCUCUUCAACUGACUGCUUAUUUUGAUUGCCCGGCUCUUGACAGCUGACCGCCGCUGCCGAUCGAUAUUGGCGAUCGGACAGCUGACUCGCAGUCGAAGAGUAAACCGGGCGGCACGCGUAACAAUAUAUUCAAUGUUUAAACAUUAUAAUUAUUAUGUACUAAAAAGUAAAAAUUAAAAUAUUGUUAUAUUAACAUAUUUUUAAUCUUAAAAACGUAUUUUUGCAUUAGUCAUAUAUGCUAUAUAAAUAAAAAGGAAAUCAUUUUCAAGAAUAUUUUACAAUUAUGUAAUAUAAUUAAAACAUAUUUAUAUAUUUUAUUAUAAAAAGUACAUAUUCAAAAUUAUAAAUGUUUCAGUAUCUCUCAACCAUAUUUUCCUACUUCACUACAAUGCGAAUAAUGUUCGAGGAAGAAGAAUCUGGAGUAUGAGUAAAGCAGUAUAUUUUUAAUAAAGCAUUAACGAAAAAAAGUCCUUUGCACUAUUAUAAAUUACAAAAUUAUUAAAUUGUUUUUGUGUAUUUUAACGGAUUUGUGUAUUUCAUUUAGUUCAGAUUUCACGUAGAAAUUUUAUUCUUGCAAUAUGAUAAAGUAUAUAACGUAUAAAAUGUUAAAAAAGAACGAUAGAAAAAUUAACCAAAAGUAAUCGACAAAAAAAAUUUACCCUAAAAUAUUCAUUAAACAUUCCACUAUGCCCAAGGAUCACAACGGUGAAAGAAUUUUUUGAAAAUGAUCACUAAAAGUACCAAAAUGGCAGAUUAGGACAUUUGGGCUGUGCCGCUCUCUCUAAAUUUGCAAUCUCUCUAGACUUCUCCGGAUAGCAACAAUUACACUCCAAAUUCUGGAACCUGACCACACGUUUCAACAAGUUAAAAAUUCAUUGCGAAGUGUUCGAAGUCAUCGCCAAACGCUAAACCAUCAAAAACCGACUAUAUGCACCUAUGACUUCUAUGGAAUCCCAACGUCUCUGUACUACCAUCGAGUCGUUCCUAAAAAAUUCUCAUCGUUAUAAUCUUGAACUUAAUAGUAUUUGGUAAAAGUUUUGGGACAAAUUCUUUUUUUGUUAAAUACGCUUAGUUAAUUAUUCUACUUUUUGCGGUUAAGAUUAUAAAAAAUAUAUAAUCAAUUUUAUAAUUGCUUUUAUUACAAGCAAUAAUUUUUUCAAAUAUAAAAAUUUGAAUAAAUU